AUGCCAACUAGAAUCAGAAGAAGAAUAACUUCGCUGAGAAGAGAUGAAAUCGAAAAAGAACAAGAGGAGCAAAGCCACCAAAUAAUUCGUCCUUUCGAAAAUGUACACGGCUUACCCGUAUCUUACACGGCAUCAUCACAAUCAAGUUUCCUUAAUCAGCCUCUCACAGUUAAAGACACCGGAAUACUUUAUUUAUCAUUGAUCAAGUCGAGAUCUAACUACCUAAAGUUAUGUCCCAUGUUUCAAUUGUAUUGGGUCAAACAGUCAAGUUAUAUAAAGAAGUUAGUGGAACAAGAUAAGCCAAUACCGGAACAUUUAAAAAGGGAUGACAUGUAUGCAAAUCGAUCAUGUGUUUUAAAUAACGACAUAAGUGCGAGAGACAUAAUGGUGAAGCUACUAGAAUGUGGGUUGAGCAUAGGGGUGCACUUUUUUGAUAUUAGAGUAUUUAUUGCGAAAGAUGAACGAAGCGAUACGAAAGAAGAAAAGGAGAGAAUGAAACGGGAACGAGCCGAGAAAAAAGCUCAAAGAGAGCAGGAGAAACUAGAAAGAAAAGCGAGAAGGGAACAAGAAAUGAGGGAGAGAGAGGAGCGAAAGAUCCAGAAGGAGAUUGAGAAGAGAGAAGCAAUACUUAAAAAGAAGGAGGAGCAGAGUCAAAUCAAGUCAGAAAAGCUGGCAGGAAAUAAUGACGAGAAAAUAGAUAAAUUGGAAAGUACAAAAGGAUUAGCCAAGGUUUCGAAAGUGAAUCUGAAAAAGGGCAAAACUGAUACUCAUGUAAAAACGGAGUUACAUUCCAAGGAGCAAUCGAAAGAUUCGCCACCCCCAGUUGCAAGCAGUCAUGGCGAUUUACAGUCACCUGAAAAUCAAAGAAUGAUUACUAAUCUUAAUUACAUCGGUUCUAAAAAUAAGGAUUUGAAUGAUUUGAUGAACAAGGUGGCAAGUGGGCGCGCUACUGCGCAUCAAAUUAUGCUUUUCCAAAAGUACAUACGUGAGGCAAAGAGUUUGGGGCCAGCUCCGCAUAGUGAAACAGUUAUCAAUGAGCUAGUUGAGAAAAUUAACAAUGAAGUGCUAGAAGAACAACGUCUUGAUGAGGGCAAGAAUGACCAGAAUUCGAACCUGGAUCAAGAGUCCAGGUUGAACGCACAUCAGGAUGAGGGUGUGGCACCUCAUGAGCGUGGGCCCUCAGGAGAUAGGGCUAGCCUGGUAGGUGAAUCACAUGGCAACUCGAUAGAGGAUAGGGUCAAGGGAGACAGUUUAGAUCCAAAGGAGCCGCAUCACGAGAAUGGAAACUCAAGUGGCACUUUUGUCAAAAGCGAAAAACGCGAUAAUCUACUGCAACAAAUAUACGAUCCUAAGAUUUCUGCAGAGGAAGUGGGUCAACCAGAAAAGAAAAAGAAAGUAUUAAAGAAGGAUAUACCUAAGGAUCAAAAAUUAACUGCUUUCCAAGAAAAAUACACAACUGAUGCUACAGUUUUAUUUGAAUUUAUUGAAAACCCUAAUGUUCGUUUCCAGUUUCCAAAGUUUGCAAUAUGUGAAGUCAUUGAUCCUUCAACGCAGAUCAAUUCUGAAAAUGGUGACAACUCAGACAAUAAGGACAUACUAGUGAGCUUCUUGUGGGUUCAUAAUCAGAUUGCUUUGGAAAAAUACGAACGAGAGUUGAGCGAAUAUAAUGCAAAGAUUAAGGAGCAGGAAGAAAAGGAGAAAAGGGAAGAAGAAGAAGAAGAAGAGCGGAAAAAAGCCGAGGCCCAGCAAUCCGAGGGGACGAGUGAGAAGCCUAAUGAAGAAAUCUCCACCGUCUCGGAUAAUAUUGAUGCAGAAGCAGACACUAAUGAUCAAAAAGUAAUCACCGUCAAAGACUCAUCUCUAAAGGAGGCCUCACCAGACGAACAAUCAACACCCACGAAAAGAAGAGCGCCUCCACCGAGGAGGGGUAAAAAGAGGCGCAAGGGCCCUCUCCCCAAGAAUGUGGCUCCUAAGCCUUUGCUGCCACCAGAAGAACCAACAUAUUCUUAUUCUAGUGUUUCUUUCACUAUUCACGGGAUUGCCAACAAGUUUGUUCCGAUAUUCGUCAAUAGCAUGGAUCCAAUUGAAAAAGUUCGAGCUAAGAUGGAACACAUAAUAGAGAAUGGAAAUCGUAUUACCCCUUAUCAGCUUUGGUACCAAGUUGAUGGAAAACUUGAUGCGGAGUUGGCUGAAACUGCAAGAGUUGCUUUAAAUCAGAAGGAAAAGAAAAUGACUGGUAUCCCAACUAUUCAGGAAAAGGUCGAGCCUAAGAAAUAUCCUAAAAAGAAAAAAGUCAAGGAGGCGGAUCGACCAGAUGAUAAACAAGCUAGUCCCGCACAUGAUUCUGUAGUAAUGAAGACCGAGUUAGUAGAGGAAAACACUGUUCCUGGUGUCGAAAGAGGGUCAGAUACCCAACCACCCAAAGCUUUUGAGAGUUCCAGUGGCAACGUAAAUGCAACAAAGGAGCAUGUGAAGAUACAACUGUGA
Molecule: messenger RNA, 2487 nt
Organism: Lodderomyces margitis
Lineage: Eukaryota; Fungi; Ascomycota; Pichiomycetes; Serinales; Debaryomycetaceae
Exons: 1
Coding region: 1-2487 (828 amino acids)
Biological process (GO): chromatin remodeling
Cellular component (GO): Swr1 complex
Molecular function (GO): ATP-dependent H2AZ histone chaperone activity
Source: RefSeq, a predicted model, not a curated record